UUACCCAUCCAAAAAGACGCCAGGACAGUUAGAUGAAGAGUGAGUCAAAUAGUUUGGACUAAGGGGCUACAUCAAUUCAUAUUAGAAGGUUCCCGACGUCACUGAGUGGUAGAAACCUCACUGCGCUCUUCUGAGAGCCGAGCGUCAGUGGACACUUCUUGGUACCACACUCGAUAUUUCAACUUUUUUAAGCGUUGUUCUACGAGAAGAUCUCCAUGCAUUCAAUGCAUUUUACCUCUUUAUAUACUCCUGCUUGUGAAGGGACUCGCUUGUAGCUGUUCUCUUAUCGGUUCUGGUUUGACACGGAGCGAGGAACACCAUCAUUCGUGCGGAUUUUCUUAGCGUGCGCGCUAUCAGAGGAUUAUUGCCUUCGUCGGAGUUUGUCCCUUCAGCACGGUGAGGGAGAACUGCAUUGAGUUAGGUGGUUGAGAAUAUGUGUAGCUUUUGAUGAAUACCCCCUCCCUGACCACCGACAAGUUUAUACACAUCAACAGGAAGUACGUUAAUGUUCGUCUGUCCAUCGAAUCACUAGUAAUCUAACCAACAAGGAAAUUAUUUGACUCUCUCCAACCAAGCGCGUUUUCAUCCAGUUCCCUUUCUCUUUUUCAGAAGACGUUGAUGGUCUUGGAUUUGGAAACGACUUGAUUUGCCUGGAAUCGCUUGAUGUGAUAUAGCUACGAAUAUUGCUUGGAUUGUUGAGGGGUUCCCUCACUCCCAAACCAUUCCAUAGGACUUAAUCACAUUUAAAGGAAAUAAGCGUCUUGAAAUCCGCACUGGGCUGUGAGUAGAAAUCUAAUCAGAUCGGGCGCGUUAAGGGGGAAGAAAGGGACGAAGAAAAGUUCAAUUUUAAGCCAUGACUGUGGAAUAAGAGUAUCAGACCCUUUACAUUUAUCGAAGAUCGGGACGAAGAUGCGGAGAAUGGUCGGGGAUCUCAGGGAUACGACCCAGCUAGAUGCGUUCGGGUGUCUUGAAUGAAUCCCAAAUCCAAAAUCGGUAUAUAUCAAUGCACAGUUUGCCAAGAAUGCCACAUCAGACCGGGAGAGCAACGUAUUCGUUUUGAUUUCUCAGACUUGGCACACCGGACUUAAAUUAUGUUUAGUAAGAUCGCAUCGAAAUAUUUGCUCUAGAUGCACUUAUUUUAUUCGCCGUGUCUAUAAUGGCACUGCAAGGAAGACCGAAUGGAUAUACGGGACCGAAUUUCUUCUCAUAGACGGUUGUGAAUGCAAAACUGCUCGAGGAUCUUUUAGGCACUCGUGCCUACAGAACAGCCUGUUUCAGAUUGGAUAGCCACAAACUACAUGCUGAAGAACAUUUCAUUCGCAUCGUGCCAAAUUGCUUGAGAAUUGCGGAUGGAUUUGCGUUGCACUUCUCGUUUGGAGGGGUACGGAUCGGCGCUCUCCGUAUUUUUGCCUGCGAUUUGAAUAUUCAGCCUCGAGAAAAGGCGAAGUCUGCUUGUGAAACCGAGCGUGAAGAUGUCCAGAAACUGCUGGCACUACAGUGGAAGACUUGGCAGUUUGGCCUAAUUAAACACUUCCCAAAGAGUGGAGAACCUGUCAGCAAAUUAUGAAUGAUAAACAAGAUGACCUCCUCCCGGAUGCAGCAGACGAUGAGUGGUCCUAGGUGGAACCGGGCCCUGUCCGACCCAUUGUUCGUGCUGUUGCUGGCUCUGCAGCUUUUGGUGGUGGCCGGCCUGGUGCGAGCGCAGACCUGCCCUUCCGUCUGCUCAUGUAGCAACCAGUUCAGCAAGGUCAUCUGUACGCGCCGUGGUCUUCGAGAUGUACCCGAUGGUAUUUCAACCAACACAAGGUACCUGAACCUUCAGGAGAACCUUAUUCAGGUGAUCAAGGUAGACAGCUUCAAGCAUCUGAGACAUCUGGAGAUCUUGCAGCUCAGCAAAAACCACAUCCGCAACAUUGAAAUUGGAGCUUUCAAUGGCCUGGCCAAUCUCAACACUCUGGAGCUGUUCGAUAAUCGACUUACCACAAUCCCCAAUGGUGCUUUUGAGUACUUGUCCAAACUUAAGGAGCUUUGGCUGAGGAAUAACCCAGUAGAGAGUAUACCUUCCUAUGCCUUCAACCGUGUCCCAUCUCUGCGAAGGCUGGACCUGGGUGAGCUGAAACGGCUCUCGUAUAUCUCAGAAGGUGCCUUUGAAGGCCUUAGCAAUUUGCGGUACCUGAAUCUGGGCAUGUGCAACCUGAAGGAGAUCCCCAACCUCAUUCCGCUAGUCCGGUUGGAUGAGUUGGAGAUGUCUGGAAACCAGCUCUCGAUAAUUAGGCCAGGGUCUUUCAAGGGCCUCAUCCACUUACAGAAGCUCUGGAUGAUGCAUGCUCAGAUCCAGACGAUUGAGAGAAAUGCCUUUGAUGACCUUCAGUCCCUUGUGGAGUUAAAUCUAGCCCACAACAACCUUACCCUUCUGCCCCAUGACCUUUUCACUCCAUUGCACCAUUUAGAAAGAGUACACUUACACCACAACCCCUGGAAUUGCAACUGUGACAUCCUCUGGCUCAGUUGGUGGCUCAAGGAGAUGGUUCCGGCCAAUACCAGUUGCUGUGCUCGAUGUUCUUCACCCGCCAGCCACAAGGGGCGCUACAUUGGUGAACUGGACCAGAACUAUUUCCAUUGUUAUGCACCGGUGAUCGUGGAGCCACCAGCCGAUCUCAAUGUAACCGAGGGUAUGGCUGCAGAACUGAAAUGCAGAGCGAAUUCUUUGACCUCAGUCAGCUGGAUCACCCCCAACGGGUCCAUCAUGACGCAUGGGGCAUACAAGGUACGCAUUUCCGUCCUCAACGAUGGGACGUUAAACUUUACCAACGUCACAAUGCAAGACACAGGAACGUACACCUGUAUGGUGAGCAACUCUGCAGGCAACACGACAGCCUCAGCCACACUCAAUGUGUCCUCAACGGAGAACAGUAGCUUUAGUUACUUUACUACAGUCACGGUUGAGACCACAGAAUCGGCACACGAUGAGGGCCACCUAACGGUACAGCAGAAGGGGGGUCCCACCCCUGCCUCUGGAAUUUGGGAAACCUCUCCACCUUCCUUCACCACCACAACCACAGCACGGACUUCGUUGUCCACCAAGGCCACAGACAAGACCUACACCAUUCCUGUCACAGCCCUGAGCGAUGGAUCCCUCAACACUUUGGAUGAGGUGAUGAAGACCACCAAGAUCAUCAUUGGAUGCUUUGUGGCCAUCACUCUGAUGGCAGCCGUCAUGCUAAUCAUAUUUUAUAAAAUGCGCAAACAGCAUCACCAUCAGAAUCACCACGCGCCUACGCGAACCAAUGAGAUCAUCAAUGUAGAUGAGGACUGCGUAGCGGGUGGACCUACCAUGGAGGGCCAUCUUGCUCUUCCCCCACUUGAGCAUGAGCACCUGAAUCAUUACAAUGCCUACAAGACUGCAUACAACCAUGCCUCCACCAUCAAUUCUAUACAUAGCUCCGCCCACGAACCUUUGCUAAUUCGGGCCAGCUCAAAAGACAAUGUACAAGAAACGCAGAUCUAAACUGUUUUCAUAAUGGGAAUAAAACAACGGAAAAAAGACCUCUACAACAAACUGUUAAAAAACAAUAUGUGACAUACUGAAUUUGAAGAUUGUUGAAACAAAGACACAGUAAACCGAUGCAAGACGUAUAAGAACGAUGUUUGUAAGUUUGAAAAAAUUACAUUUGGGAGCUAGUGUACGUCGAGAGUUUCAAAAGUGUCUUUACAUAACAGAAGUUAUUUAUUUAAGGGAGAAAAAAAAAAAAACUAUUGUGGUUUAAUCAAGAAAAAUAUGUAAUCUGCAAUUAUUUUUCCAGCAAUUAUUUCUCCAUAUUUUUUAUGUUAUUUUAAGGGUUGUUGGUUUACUAAUAUGCUUUCAAACUCUGUUCUUUAUGUGAGGACCCAAUUAAGCCAUUUGCAGCUGAAUCUAAAACUUCCCUUGUUUUAUCUGUCUGAGAUGAAGGUACGAUUUAGGGAUGGCCCAUGUGAUUAAAUACAUUUUGCAUUACAUUUUUGUUCCUGCUUAAAAAAAGCUAUAUUUAAGUUCUCUAACUGUUUGCCACACAUUUUCUUCUCAUGGUAUACAACAUUUAUGGUCCCUAUGGCCUCACCAUGGACACAGAUUCACAUUAAUUCUUUCUGGGAUCCUCUUAAAGCAGAGAUGCCCAAACUAGGGCCCUUGAAGUAUAUGACAAGAGUAAAAAAAAAAAAAAAAAAAAAAAAAAAAAAAUUGCUAUUGACGCAGCUUUUCAUUGCAUUAAUUAGCAGAUUGCAGAGUAAUGUUUUUUUUUUUUUUUGUAUAAUGAAAUUAUAAAGGAGGGAAACCAGGGCAACUUUAAUAUUUUAAUAUAAAAUAGUUUGCAGAUCCUGAAAUAUGGUGUGGGAUUGCGGCUAUUGCGCACAAUUUUAAUAAUUCCCGCAAUUUCCACGUUCAUAAUGCGGGAAAUUCCCACACACUUUUAUUCACUUUACAGUGCAGCUGCAAAUGAGUAAACCAAUAGAUACAGAUGAACACAUCAAUAAACUUGUUUUUGUAUCAAACUGUAAUUCCAGAAGCUGCGCAAAUAAAUCUGCUCUGUCUCUCACUUUCUCUCUCGUGCAGCUGUCAGCAGUGUCAGAAGUGUAAGUGUCACAUAGUUACUGAACUUAAGAUGUUACAUGUGUAUAAACCUUUCUAAACCUGUUAAUUCAACAUACAAAUUGUGUUAUACCACGUCUCCGUAAGCAAGCGACGUGAUAAAACUACGUAUUUCCUGUUUAUAAUCAACAAAGCUGUUAACACUGCAAGCACGUGGGCCUUUCAUUUCUUGGCGUUCCCUCAUUAUUCAUAAUGCAGCACAUUUGCAAGAAAGGCAGAAAUAGCAAAAAUGCUUUGUGUAAUGUACCAGCUGCAUGAUGAAGAGAGACACUUAAACACCUGUUACAUCUCUCAUCUCCAUCUCUAGUUCCAUCCAGGGUCAGAAAUUAACGGAGGCUCUGUGCAAAAAAAUCCCCCUGCAAUCUGAUAUAGUUCAAAAUUAAUAUAUCAUCACGUUCUUCAUUUGAAUUUUCGCUGAACAUUAUUUGUUUUGUGCCGUCCAUUGUGCAGAUAUUGCUGAGUCAGUGGAGCAUGCUCGCACCAUAAACGCGCACAGACGUGCACUCCGCUUCUCACACUCUGCAUCAGUUCGGUGUCAUGCUUGCGCGCUAAAAUUAUCAUAUGCUACAAUGUAGUUAAUAAUAAUAUGAACAAAAAUAAUAUCUGGAUGUUAAAUAGCCUUGAUGUUAAAUAAAACAUUAUUAAUGAUACAAUAAUUAUUUUACAGAACAUUAACCACUUUAUAUCUCUUACUAAUAUUCAUUGUUUUAUUAAAUUGGCUUGAAGGAGUUGCUAAGUUUUUUUUAUAAGCUCCUCAUUCCAAAUCUGGAGAAAUGCUGCCAUCUACAUCUACUGUGUCUGUGCAUUUGAUUUGUAGGCUGUUAAUUUAAUAUCCAAAAUAUUUUUAAAUAUGUGAAUGAGAAAAAAUAAAAUAAAAUCAGUAACAAUGCACGUUAUGCAAUAUUCCAGGCCCUGAGUUUGUUAUAAUGCAAUGUUCUCAUUUGGCCCACGGCCCUCAGUCAAGAUUGAUUUUUGGCCCUUCAUAGGAAAAAGUUUGGGCACCUCUGUCUUAAAGGGAUAGUUCACCCAAAAAUGAAAAUUAAGUCAUCAAUACUUUAUCAACAAUAUUUUGUUCCAAACCCGUAUGAAUUUUGUUAUUCUGUGAAAAGCAAAAGAGAGAUGAUAGGCAGAAUUUUAGAUGCAAUGAAAGUGAAUGGUGACUAAGGGUGAAUCUUCUUUUGUGGUCCACGGAAGAAAGUAAGUCAUACUGGUUUGGAACAACAUGAAAGUGGGUAAAUGAUGACAGAAUUUAUAUUUUUGGUGAACUAGCCCUUUUAAGUGUGGCAAAGCCAGAGCCAAUUAGAUCUACAGCUUCCACAGAUCUUUAUAGAUUAUGGGAACAAUGAUAUUUUUCCCCUCCCUACUUUUUUUUUCAUAAAUUCUUCCAAGUUCUCUUUUCCCUCAUUCUGUGCUGUCAAUCUCUCUAGGCAGUUAUGCUAUUCUUUUUAAACUUUUAAAAACCCUCUCAGUCACAAGUCACAUUCAAUCACUUGGUACUGACAGAAAAUGAUGCAUUCAUCUACUGCUUGCAUAUGCGGUAGUCAAGAAGCCUUUGACUGAAGGGAGAAUGACUUGAAGUUGUGAAUUAAUUUAUGAAAUCAAAAUGGCCUGAGACGGUCACUAUAGAAACCAAUCACCUUGGACAGAGAGGGAGAAGGCAACAGACACCAGCUUGACACUUUAAAUGUAUUCAGAAUCAAAUGGGCGAGCGAGGCUGGGCAAAAGAGCCAGAGUGGAUUCAUUUAAAGCGAUCGAGAGGGCUAUAGGUAAUUUGAAUUAAACCAAUAAACCUGUGACAUUUUUCCUGAUUCGUAGCAUUUCAGCCAGCCAUUCAUAAUUCAUGCAAAGUGCACACAUGCCUCACAUGAAGACAUUUUCUCUUGUAGUUCUGCUUCAAGAUCUUACAAUUGUGAAACAGAUGUGCAUGGAUACCAAGUGGCAUCUGCUGAACUUUGUUUCAUACUUUUUUUAUCACACAACAGAUGCACUCUGAUUCUCAAGAUCUAAUGCAAUUAUGCUCGCAGGCUUUGCUAUUUCAAAUCCAUUUAAAUAAAAAGUUCUAGAGUGUACCUCCAGCCCCACUAAAAGCAAAGGCCUUCAGGUUCAUUUUGAAAAUGAGACAUCAAAGCAUGAAAAAAGACUGUUCUUCAUCCGAAUAUGCUGCUCUUUUGAAUCUUGAUUCAUAUCCUUUUCUUUCUGAUUAAAAUUUUGUGUAAUCACUGAAAUUGAUGUUAGUCCAAACAUAAAUGAAUUACAGCUAAACCUUGUGGUCAGUGGAGUUUAGCACAAGAGUAAACCAGUUCAUUGAGUUGAGUGUCCUUUUCGGUUGCGAUUAAUGAGUUUAAGAAGUCUUUGUCCUUUCAAUAUGAAAAUGCUUUUUAGUUUUAUCACUGGUUCUGUUUUUUAUUAUUUCUUGAGUUCUUGUGUUUUGUUUUGUUUUUUCUCAUCAUGGAAACACGUCUGUGUUUUUGAUUUAGGAGGGAACGAGAUACUUUGCUCUCGUUUUCCAUGUAAGUUCUUUCUUUUCGUCUCUGAGAGGGAAUGCUGUUCUUGUGGUAGAUUUCUAUAAAAAUACAUUUUGAAAAUAAAGAAAAAAUCAAAACAAAAACUUUUUACAUUUUAAUUUUACAUGUGCCAACCUGUUCUAAAACAUUUAAAAGAGAGAAAGAGAGAGAGAGAGAGAGAGAGUCAUGCUGUAAAAGACUGGAUUGAUUUUCAUGUAAACAUAAUUUCAUAACCUUUCAAAAAAAGAUGGAGAUUAAUUAUAGAAAUCAGAGUUUGUAGUUCAUACACA
Molecule: messenger RNA, 7418 nt
Organism: Myxocyprinus asiaticus (Chinese sucker)
Lineage: Eukaryota; Metazoa; Chordata; Actinopteri; Cypriniformes; Catostomidae
Product: leucine-rich repeat-containing protein 4C-like
Exons: 3
Coding region: 1568-3508 (646 amino acids)
Biological process (GO): regulation of axonogenesis; modulation of chemical synaptic transmission; synaptic membrane adhesion
Cellular component (GO): postsynaptic density membrane; glutamatergic synapse; plasma membrane
Molecular function (GO): cell-cell adhesion mediator activity
Source: RefSeq, a predicted model, not a curated record